GGCGCGCGCGGCCUGACCGAGAGGCGCCUCCGCCCCGCCGUGCCAGGGGCUCCGCUCGCCCGGGGCUCCCCGCCCGCCGCCGUUCCGCGCUCGGGGCCGCCCGCCCGCCGCCAUGAAGCUCGUCAGGUUUCUAAUGAAGCUGAGCCAUGAGACUGUGACCAUUGAGCUGAAGAAUGGGACGCAGGUGCAUGGAACGAUCACAGGAGUGGAUGUGAGUAUGAACACGCACCUGAAAGCAGUGAAAAUGACUCUGAAGAACAGAGAGCCCGUACAGCUGGAGACCCUGAGUAUUCGAGGGAACAACAUCCGCUACUUCAUUCUGCCUGACAGCUUGCCUCUGGAUACUUUGCUAGUGGACGUUGAACCAAAAGUCAAAUCCAAGAAAAGAGAAGCAGUUGCUGGAAGAGGCCGUGGAAGAGGCCGUGGCAGAGGCCGAGGUCGUGGAAGAGGAAGAGGAGGCCCAAGACGAUAACUUCUCAUCAUAUUCUGGGCAAUUUCUGGGCAAUUACCAUAUUCUAGGCAAUUUCAGGUUUAUUUUGUACAGGUCUUGUUUAUGGUAUCCAUUUUUAAUAAACGGAAAUGUGAAAAGGUGUCUUUCCUUUGUUAGCAAAGCCUGGGGAGGGAGGCAGGUGUGUCCUGUUUCUAGGGCUGUCACAGACUACACACAUCUGGCUUGUCACUGUUUGCCCACUCCGGGGGCUGUACAUUUCCUCUUGCUUUUUGCCCCAGAACCAGAGACUUGUGUUGUGCUUUCACAGUGUUUGAAAUGAAUCCCUCUUUUCUAAGGCACUUGCCAUCCUCUAAUGCUUCCAUAGCUAAGGUGCUGUGUUAAGAACCCCUGUCCCGUGAGUGUGUCUCUAAUUGUCUCUAACUGUUUUUCAGAGCAACCUUUUCUAAAGUUCGUAGAUAUAAUUUUAAUGUUUUCUAUUACAUGAAGCUUGCAAUUUAAACAAUGUUGCUUUCUUUAUAAAACAUUUGCACAGGGAAAUUAACCAGGUCCAUGGAACUGCUGGAUUGUUACACCUGAUGAUUAAAGAAUACCUGGAUAUGAACUUUGUCAAAGCUAAUUAUAUGGCAUACUGUUGUUUGGGUGGGGCUCGUAAAGCAGCUUUAUCACAGAUAUCUUCCAGUGUACUUAAAAUACAUCCCUAGGAAAUACAAAGUACAGCACAGCACACAGUUGCAUGCUGGAAUUGGAAGCUUACUUCUGCAGGUGGGAGAACUUGUGCAGCUCACACAUAUGUGUGCAUAUAUAUAGAUAUAUGCAAAUAUAAAUAUAUAUAUUCACUGCUUUGCUGGACACAAGUAUAAAAGAAGCCACAUUGGCCACAUUUAUCUCCCAGUGCCAUCCUGCUGAUUAUUCCCGUGUAGGAAAGCAAUUGUCACAUCUCAUUGCCAGACUUAAGCAGUUUCACCUGUAUAUGAAAUACAGAUGUCAGUUCAAACAA
Molecule: messenger RNA, 1448 nt
Organism: Zonotrichia albicollis (white-throated sparrow)
Lineage: Eukaryota; Metazoa; Chordata; Aves; Passeriformes; Passerellidae
Gene: SNRPD1
Product: small nuclear ribonucleoprotein D1 polypeptide
Biological process (GO): spliceosomal snRNP assembly; RNA processing
Molecular function (GO): RNA binding
Source: RefSeq, a predicted model, not a curated record